AUGGCAACCGCUGCCACACCCCUCCUAAAGAAGCCCGUCAAGCUGGCCUGCAUCCAGCUCGCAAGUGGCACAGACAAGGCAGCCAACCUCUCCAAUGCCCGCGAGAAAGUGCACGAAGCCGCUGCUUCUGGAGCCAAGAUCAUCGUAUUGCCAGAGUGCUUCAACUCACCGUACGGCUGCGACUACUUCCCUUCGUAUGCAGAGCAGCUUCUCCCACACCCGCCGAGCGCGGAGCAGAGCCCAAGCUUUCACGCCUUGUCUGCGAUGGCAAAGGAGACGGGCACAUACCUCAUCGGGGGGUCAAUACCAGAGCUGGACUUUGACGAGGAUAAAAAGAAGCGCUACUACAACACGUCGUUGACGUUCAGCCCGAAGGGCGAGCUGCUGGCCACGCAUCGCAAGGUGCACCUGUUUGACAUCGACAUCCCAGGCAAGAUCACAUUCCGCGAGUCGGAUGUACUGUCGCCAGGGGACAAGCUGACCAUCGUGGACCUCCCGGAAUAUGGCCGCGUGGGUGUGGCGAUCUGCUACGAUAUCCGGUUUCCCGAACUUGGCACCAUAGCCGCACGGAAGGGCUGUUUUGUAUUGAUCUACCCAGGCGCUUUCAACCUGACAACGGGCCCGCUACACUGGCGGCUGCUAGGCCAGGGCAGGGCAGUGGACAACCAGGUAUAUGUGGUGAUGUGCUCGCCUGCGCGCGACAUGAAUGCGAGCUAUCAUGCGUGGGGGCACAGUCUGGUGGUCGAUCCCAUGGCCCAGGUUCUCGUGGAGGCGGAAGAGCAACAGACGAUCGUGUCUGCUGAGCUGAGUGGUGACAAGAUCGAGGAAACGAGGAAAGGGAUACCUCUGAGGGACCAGAGACGCUUCGAUGUGUAUCCCGACAUUAGCCAGGGCAAGAUACGUCUUGAGUGA
Molecule: messenger RNA, 912 nt
Organism: Cryphonectria parasitica EP155
Lineage: Eukaryota; Fungi; Ascomycota; Sordariomycetes; Diaporthales; Cryphonectriaceae
Exons: 1
Coding region: 1-912 (303 amino acids)
Biological process (GO): L-glutamine metabolic process; oxaloacetate metabolic process
Cellular component (GO): mitochondrion
Molecular function (GO): omega-amidase activity
Source: RefSeq, a predicted model, not a curated record